CUCCUGCCGGGAAUGAGCGCUCAGAGCCCGGCUGUCGGUGUGAUGUCUGCCCGCUGAGCUCCACUAUGCCGCGGGUCCGGCAGUUGUGAUGAAGCCGUCCUACGAGUCCUACUCUCCGCUCUUUCUCUUCUUCGUCCCUGCAGAAGAUGCUGGCUGGCGGUUAGUUCCAACUUCGGACACCGUGGGGUAUUUUUUCCUCGGAGAAGCGCACUGAAAUCAGAAGCAUCUAGUGGCAGCUCCUCUUGUCCAGAAGCCCGUCAACAAGCCUCAGUUUUUAUGCCUUGGUGAAUGUGGAGCAGGAAAGGUUUCCAAAAGAAGAGCAACUCGCUUACAUACUUCUGGGUCUUCUAGUUGUUUUACAUAGAGUGAAUCAUGAAUGUGAUGCACCAUGGCGGUCCGUUAAAUUUGAGGAUUCCACCGGGUGUUAAUUGCUUAUUCCUGAGAGCAGUCCUGAGAUGACGGAAGUGGAGCCCGUGUUGGACUUUGCCACCUCGGGUCGGUCGGGCAGGAGGAACGCUCUGCCCGACAUCCUGGGGUCUCCGGCAGGCGUAAACCCCGGAGACCUGCCUCUGAAGCUGGCAGAGAUGACCCUCAAAGAUGGUCCUGGAGGGGCCCAGUCCCCGACGGCGGAGGGGCCUCCAGCGCCGCCGGAGGGCUCGGAGGGGAACGAGGGAUCGUAGGGAAGCUGGUUUAUUUUUUCUUCCCCGGAGACCUGUAGAGAUUACCUGAGCGACGGGACGAGUUACAGAGGGCGACCCGAGGGGUGAUCCGUGGAGAGUCGGACUGUUUGAGAAGCAGCUGAGCUCCACGGGAGAAACAGAAACCCCCCCGAGGACCAGCACUCCAGGCGACACUUAGCUAUGACCCAGUGAGAGUGUGUGUGUGUGUGUGUGUGUGUGUGUGUGUGUGUGUGUGUGUGUGUAGGACACUGAGAAUCAAAGGUGCCAUGACAGAUUGUACACUAUUUUUGUAUGAUUUAUGUAAGAGAAAGCAGACGCUGUGUUCCUGCUGUUUUUUCUAGUGGUGUGUGUUCCUUUACAUUGAGCUGGAUGCUAGAUUAGAUUUAAGGAAACUGGGAAUCUCUUGUGUCGUCUCUGCGUUUUACACCACAUGUGUUCGAUCUACUGUGUGUUUUACAAUCUGAGCUGUUGUACAGUAUAUCUACGUGUUAAAUGGACAGUUUUUACCCAUCACUGCAGACUGUUUUUGAUCCCAUAACAGGGAUUCAACCCAUUUUUUCAAGGUGAAUACUCUUAAUCUUGAGACGUUUCUUUAGAGCGUAGUGCCCCACUGCCAGUCGUAUGCACCCUGAUCAUUAUCACACAGAGAAAUGGCAAAUUUCCUUAAUUUCAAACCUCUGACAAUGUGCCUGGUGGCAGCUCACAACCCUGAACGUGUGUUGUGUUCUUUCUCUGUGAAGAUCUGUUCCUAACCUCCUCAGUUUUAAUAGGAGGUUUCAUCUUAAAGUGUAAAUAAAAAGAUACAAAAAAAUACACUUUUCUAACUUCUGCAGAUCCUACAUUUGUCAGGAAAUUAAACUUAAACUUCGGCAGGGCUUUUUUUCCAGCAGCAUAUGUCCGCCGGACUGAACUCGAGAGGGAGCGACACGAACAAGAAAAAUGUGUUUGGAGUCACCGAGAAAAAAACCCAGAAAUGGCAGCACAGUCGCCUUCUGCCUCUCAGCACGGAGAGCGUGUUCACACUCAUCAACACACACACACAGAGCUGUGAAGAGAGAGAGUCACUGUUACUGUAUAUAAACUGUGUGGUAGUGCAACCCGUGUGUGUCUGUGUGUGUGUGUGUGUGUCUGUGUGUGUGUGUGUGUCAUACACAGUGGUGGAAUGUAACUGACUUCAUGUACUUGAGUAUUCCAUUUGAUGCUACUUCAUACUGCCGACUCCACUGCGUUUCAUACUCCGACUCCACCUUUCAGCUGCUUCUCGUGAUAACAGACAUCCUGCUCUCGGAUCGCAGCAACAUCAAUCAGGGCAAAUAUUAAGAGACCAAUUCAAAUCCACUGAAGUCAACAAGAGCCUUUAACGUCCCGUGCACAAAGAGUCCUUCAGUGUAACUUUAUUAAACCUUGAUUUGAUUGUAGGAAUUAGAACCUGAAAAUACUCGACAUGCUGAUAUGUGAUGAAGUACUGUACUCUAAUCAACCCACUAUUUAGAAGGAUCUAAAAUUGGCUCCACAUUAAAAUGCUCCUAAACCUGAUUCUGAUUCAGGUACCAUAAUGAAGUUUAAUUUUUACUUUACUUGAGUAUUUCCACUUAAUCCUACCUUAUAUUUCAGGGGCAAGUAUCACACUGUUUCUCCACUACAGUCCCUAGUUAAGUACAUACAAAAAUGUGAUAGAAUCGUAUUUAUAGCACCUUUCAUGCAAACAAAAUGCACCUCAAAGUGCUUAAGAACUAAUUGAAUCAACCAGUAUGUUAACAUUUUUCUUUUAAGCAAUACAGGGAAAUACACAAGAAAGAUCUUAAUCAAAUAAGAGUAAAAAGUAAAAUCAGAGUUAUAAAAUAUACUAUCAAAGCCAGAUUUAUGUUAAAAAACGAAAUAUUUAGAAUGCAGUACUGUACUUAAAAUCAACCCAGUUAUGAAGUAAAUAAAAUUGGUACCACAUUAAAAACUACAACUCUUCAAGUACAUGUACUAUAUAAUAUCUUAUAGUAACAUAUUACUGUGAAACAGGGCUAAUCUGCCUAGCAACACCUUUAAACGUUGAUGCUUAAAUGGCUUUUACCUGACAAUUUCAGGACUUGUGUUGGAGUAUUUUAAGAGGCAUUUGUUUGACUGGUUCAACAUUUACAAACUACAAUAUGUAAUGCUCAUACAGUACUUGUAUUUGUGAGGGAUAAAAACAGAACAAUAUAAUAUUCUAUAAUAAUAUUUUACUGUGAAACAGAGCUAAUCUGCCUAGCGACACCUUUAUGUUGAUGCUUUAAUUAACCUGAUUAUACUGUUGUUUCAGGACACGUAUUGGAGUAUUUUAAGACUGUAGUAUUUCUUUGACUGGUUCAACAUUUACAAACUACAAUAUUAAAUACUCUUACAGUACCUGUGUUUGUGAGGAAAAAACAGAGUGAUAUAGUACUGCAAAAAGAGUCAUUCUGCAUAACGAGAACUCUUACUUGUCUGUGUUUUUUAUGGAUUUCAGGACGUGUAAUGGAGUAGUUUUAGACUGUAGUAUUCCUGAAGUAAAGGAGUAUAUUUCCACCACUGGCCAUGCAGUACACGCAGUACUUCUCCUCAUCCUGUACUCAGAGGAAAGCUGUCCUGUAGUCGUCUCUCUGUGAAGCUGUAUUGGUGGACGUGUCUUUCUGUGGAUGUUUCACGAUGCAAAGCCUGGAGUGCUGCUCUGUUUCUGAUGCUGUACUUCUACUGCUGAGGAAGUUUUAUCAUACAGGAUAUAUAACAUUUAUCUGGGGGGGAAGGGUUGGUGAGUCAGAGGUGUAUUUUGUAGUGACCCUGAUCUCUGAGUGGUGCGUUUAUUUUACUUAGCUGGACUGA
Eleginops maclovinus (Patagonian blennie) is the source of this 3512-nucleotide messenger RNA. It is a transcript of the gene pkib, whose product is annotated as protein kinase (cAMP-dependent, catalytic) inhibitor beta. Gene Ontology annotation, molecular function: cAMP-dependent protein kinase inhibitor activity. The coding region runs from base 456 to 680 and encodes 74 amino acids. Gene Ontology annotation, cellular component: cytoplasm; nucleus. Lineage: Eukaryota; Metazoa; Chordata; Actinopteri; Perciformes; Eleginopidae. Gene Ontology annotation, biological process: negative regulation of cAMP-dependent protein kinase activity. The record is from RefSeq and is a predicted model, not a curated record. The transcript has 5 exons.